Molecule: messenger RNA, 798 nt
Organism: Symbiodinium natans
Lineage: Eukaryota; Dinophyceae; Suessiales; Symbiodiniaceae
Source: the annotation of a GenBank genome assembly
AUGGCUGACGUGCUGCCCGAAGGCUGGGGAGCCUACCAGGACGAUCAAGGCCGGACGUACUAUGCCAAUGUUUCGACUGGCGAAACCAGCUGGGAGCCUCCAGCUCCUUCUGUCGUGCUUCCGGAGGGCUGGACAGCUCACCAGGAUGACCAGGGUCGGACCUUCUACGCCAACUGCGCCACAGGCGAGUCCAGUUGGGACCCACCAGCGCCCGCACCGGUGCCAGCACCAGCGCCUCCGGCACCGGCGCCCGCUGGGCCGUCGCCUUCGGCAUCGCCUCCUGGGCGCUGGUCCGUGGACUUCACGUACACGAUCGGCCCUGAGGGCUCGGAGCACGUGUUCUCGGGCAAAGUGCAGCUGCUAGACAGAUCAGUGUACACAUCAGUGGGAUCGGUGGUUGAGAGCUUGAACCGUGGAGCACCAGCUGUGCCGGAGGGCUACUGCGUUGUCUUCUCCAACUCCAAGCGAAAUUACUUCUUGCUGUGGCGAGAAGAUAAAGAAGCCGAAGCGUUCGCUUUGUUAGGCAUCGGCACGGAUAGCGGGGACCAGUGGUCCACAUCACAGGUCUUGAGGUUGGACCCCUCUUGGACGGAGGAGUUUUUCGCUGGACGUUGUGACGUGGUUGACAAGGCUCGAUACGACUCGGUCACAGCUGCUGUUGAUGCCUUAAACGCGGGGAUUGUGUUCGAGGGGACGCAAGGUUACUGUGCUGUCUGGUCAACGUCACAGCAGUGCUUCCACCUGGUGUGGCGACAGGACAAAGAGGCGGAGGCCUACGCUGCACUGGGAAUGCGCUGA